AUGUGGACGCUCCCGCUCGUCGCAAUCAGCGGGUUGCUGCUGGUGCUCGUGCUUCAGGUGGCAGCGGACCCCGCGGCGGCCCCCCCGACGCCCGCAGUCGUCAAGAUCGGCAACCCCGGGCGGUUCCGCAUCAAGAGCUACCCCACCCCAGAUGACCCCGUCCUCAAGAAGCUGGCCGGCCAGAGCGCGUACGUCACGAUCAGCACCAAUGAGAAGCCGCUGGUCAAGGUGCCCCAGUCCUUCCUCGGCCUGAGCCUUGAUCUGAACGACAUCGAGGGCAUCGCGCACCCGGACUUUAUCGGGAUCAUCAAGCACCUGACGGAGUUCAACACGGGGCCCAUGUACAUGCGUGUUGGCGCCGAGUCGGCCGACCGGCUGGUGAAGCCGUGGCCAGCCACGGUGUACAAGGCCCUGGCGGACCUGAACAAGGCCACCGGGAUGCAGUACAUCGUUGGGACCAACCAGCACGCGGAGGACGCCUCGCUGACGGCAUCGCAGGUCACGCGGUCCCUGAAGCUCUUGCCCCAGGGCUCCAUCGUCAGUUUCGCGGUCGGCAACGAGCCUGAUAUGUAUUCCCUCCCCCCACGCGCCGGCCUGCCCGGCAUCUCGCUCCCCAAGCCCAACAACUGGCUCAGCACCCGCUGGAUACCCGUCUCGAGGAUGGUCUACAAGGCGGGAUUCCAGGCCGCGGGCAACAAGCGCUUGUUUGGUGGCCCAGACUGGUCUGACUCGACCAUGGAGGCCUCGAAGCUCCAGUGGUGGCUGGAUGGGGUCAAGGAUUACCUCAACAUGGUGACAGUCCACCACUACGGCGGCAACAUUUUGAAGGACACCAGCAUCCAGGCGCUGCUAAAUGACGCGCGCAUGGUGAAGAAGAUCAGCAACCUCAAGAGCCUGGUCAAAGUCUGCACAGCGAACGGCGGCCUUCCCCUGCGCGUCACGGAGGCGGCCACUCUGAGCUAUGGCGGUGUUAUGGGCAUCUCUGACACGGCCGGCGCCGCGCUGUGGGCGCUGGACACUGCCCUGGAGGUCGCCUUCACAGGCACCGCGGGCAUCCACUUCCACCAAGUCCUGACCCGCCAGAGCAACGCAAACUACAAUGCCAUCUACUACCAGGCAGAUGCGAACCGCGUGCGCGUCAGGCAGCCGCUCUACGGCUACGUGAUGCUCCAGCAGGCCCUCGCCGGCGGCGCCGACGUCAUUGGCCGCGCCAUCGCCGGCGACUGCAAGGUCUGGCUGCUGAAGGGCCGCGCCAAGGGGGACCUCCGCGCGGUCGUAUUGAACAAGGCGGAUGGGAAGGAGUGCGCGGCAAACGUGCAGCUCAGCGCCGACCAGCUGCGGCGGUAUGCGCCGUCGGGGGACGCCCAGUACAUGUACGCCGCCGCCGGCCUGAAGGAUAGGUGGAGGAUCUACUACUCGGACUCGUUCUUCGACGUUUGGGGCAGCGACAGGCUGCGCACGCCGCAGACGGUGGCGAUCCCGCGGUACCUGACCCGCGACGGCAAGGGCAAGGUCACCGGCGGGGGGUUCACCGUCCACCUGACUUCCGGCACGAUUGCGGCGCUCGUGACGGUGCCGCCGGCGACGCCCGCGGAUCAGAAGGCGUUCGACGCCGCCCGCGCGGCGCCGGCCGCGGCCGCCAAGCCGGCGCCGGCGGCCGCGCCCAAGCCGGCGCCCAAGCAGGGCUGA
Molecule: messenger RNA, 1689 nt
Organism: Monoraphidium neglectum
Lineage: Eukaryota; Viridiplantae; Chlorophyta; Chlorophyceae; Sphaeropleales; Selenastraceae
Exons: 13
Coding region: 1-1689 (562 amino acids)
Source: RefSeq, a predicted model, not a curated record